CAAAAGAAAAAAUGGAUGUAAGUCUUCUCUUAUUUUCUUUUCUCUUCUAAUUCAAAAAAUUAAUGAUGAUUAAGGGUAAUAAUAUAUUGAAUUUGAUGUUAACAAACAAGAAUAUAGGUGGCCUGGAAUUAUCAUGUGCCGGCAUUUGGAGGGUGGGAUUAUGAAGAAAAUGAUCUGCCUUAUACGCAGUGUAUACUAUUUUGUGAUGAGAUGUGAUUGGUACGUUUUGUUGAUAGCCUGCAGCCAUGCGGCACUGUUAGAGGAAGGUUACUGCUUAUUUGAUAUGAUGAGUAAAUAUUCAAUUAACCCCUCGCCUGACCAUUAUGCAUGCAUGAUUGAUCUUCUAGGUCGAUCUGGCCACUUAGAAGCAGCCUAUGAUCUUCUUAAGUCAUUACCAAUUGAGGCCCAUGCUGAAUGUUGGGGAGCACUUCUUGAGGCAUGUAGAUUGCAUUGUGAUAUUGAGCUGGCCGAAGUAGUAGCCAAUCAACUAGUUGAACUUGACCCUCAUAAUGCAGGAAAUUUUGUUUUGUUUUCCAAUGUCUGCAGCAGCAGGUCGUUGGUUGGAUGUUUCUAAUGUAAGGAACCAAAUAGAUGCUCGGGGACUAACUAAAAUUCAUGGUCGUAGUAAUAUUAUCUUUGUAUUUUAUAAUAUCAUAUUUCAAUGCAAUUUUAUUUUAUUUUUUAUUUUUUAGGACGAAAAUUGUAAUAUUACAGCCUUUUUUAAUGAAAAAUUGUA
Messenger RNA from Chenopodium quinoa (quinoa), 736 nucleotides. Its product is annotated as putative pentatricopeptide repeat-containing protein At5g37570. Gene Ontology annotation, molecular function: RNA binding; protein binding. Lineage: Eukaryota; Viridiplantae; Streptophyta; Magnoliopsida; Caryophyllales; Amaranthaceae. The transcript has 2 exons. The record is from RefSeq and is a predicted model, not a curated record. Gene Ontology annotation, biological process: RNA modification. The coding region runs from base 134 to 574 and encodes 146 amino acids.